UACAGAUAACGACGCACGUGCGUCGUGAUUGGACGCGACAGGCUGCGACAGGACGCGGCGGGGCGGUGGCCAAGGGCGGGAAAACAGUUUUCAAGAGGGUACGGAGCAAAAACGCAGAUGGCGGGGAAGCCGUGGCGUCGGUCAAGGACAGAUCUGGCCGCGCCGGAGGGUGGCCGACGCGGAGAAGAGGCCGGCCGAGUGCUGCUUGACGAGGGCGCACUUGAUUCUGCAUGGGCGUCUUUGAAAAGUGUGGCCACCUUGGCACGCGACCGCAUCCUCCCUCAAGCUCAAGCUCUUCGUCGCAGCGGCUCUCGUUAUCUGCCUCCAGUCGCCUCCGCGCUCCUUCCCCCCCUUCCUUCCACCCGCCACCAUGAUCCCCUCUCGCGCGCUCUCCGACGAAAAGAAGGAUGCUCAGGCCGACACCCGUUCGAUCGGGGACAGCAGUGACGACUCCGGCGAUGACAACAAGCUGCUCGAAAUAGGCUAUGUUCCUUCGUUCAAGCGCGAGUUCUCCAACAUCGCGACGAUCAGCUUCGCGUUCAGCAUCAUGGGUCUCUGCUCAAGUGUUGCGACGACCUUCAACUCGCCACUGCUUCUGGGAGGGCCUUCGUCCGUUACCUGGUGCUGGAUCCUCGGCGCAACGAUGUGCUUCACACUCGGUGCUAGUAUCGCGGAAAUUGUUAGCGCGUUCCCGACCUGUGGUGGCCUAUACACUGCAUCCGCGCAACUCGUCCCGAAACGGCAGCGUCCUAUCGUAGGAUGGGUCGUCGGCUGGCUGAACAUCCUCGGACAAAUCCUCGGAUUGUCUUCUACCGAGUUUGGUCUUGCGAACAUGAUAUGGGCUGCGGUGGUUGUCGGCAAGGGCGACGAUUUCGUGAUUACUCCCGGUAAGAAAGUCGGCCUCUUCGUUGGCAUGCUCAUUGUCCAUGGCAUCUUGAACUGUCUUGCGACACGCCAACUCGCACGCCUCACUACCGGUUUCGUGUUCGUCAACCUGGGUGCCACGUUCGUCAUCAUCAUCGUUCUUUUGGCGACGACGCCUCGGAGCGAAAUGCACAGUGCGGCAUAUGUCUUUGGAACUCAGGGUGUUGUCAAUCAGACAGGAGGCUGGAAUGACGGCAUCGCGUUCCUUUUCGGCCUGCUCAGUGUUCAGUGGACGAUGACGGACUACGAUGCGACGGCCCAUAUCUCCGAGGAAGUGAAGCGCGCCGCAUACGCUGCUCCUUCUGCCAUCUUCAUUGCCGUUAUCGGCACCGGUCUCAUCGGAUGGCUACUCAACAUCGUCAUGGUCCUUUGCUCGGGCCCUCUCGAGAACCUCCCCGGACCCUCUGGCUCGGCGUUCCUCGAGAUUAUGACAUUGCGCAUGGGCAAGCCUGGCGCGCUUUUCGUAUGGGCCUUCGUAUGCUUGACGGCGUUCUUCGUCUGCCAGACCGCGCUCCAGGCUGCGUCCCGCACAGUGUAUGCCUUCAGCCGUGACAAGGGUCUCCCGGAUAAGGGUUACUUCGGCUACAUCAGCACCUGGACGCAGACGCCCCUGCGCGCGAUCUGGUUUGUGACGCUCAUCGGCAUCCUCCCCGGGCUGCUCGAGCUCGUAAGCGACAUCGCGCUCAACGCCAUCUUUGCGAUGACCGCCAUGGCGCUUGACCUGUCGUACAUCAUCCCAAUUUUCUGCCGGAGAUGGUACAGGAACCACCCCGAGGUCAAAUUUGUGCCCGGGCCAUUCUACAUGGGCGACGGUUUCCUCGGGUGGGCCGCGAACGUGAACUGCAUAUUGUGGACGCUUUUCGUCUGCGUUAUCUUCGCGCUCCCCACCGUCUUGCCCGUGACUGCCGAGACGAUGAAUUAUGCUGCCCCCAUCACCGGCGGUGUCAUCCUGCUCUCUCUUGUCUGGUACGCUGUCGGCGGCCACAGGCACUACAAGGGACCUGCUUCGAACAGGCCCGAUCUCGUGACCAAGUCCGCUCCCGCAGAGGAUGCGCUCGACACGCCGCACGAUGAGGAGAAGGCCCAGGUGCAGACUCAGGUCGUGUAAACACCCUCUUACGCUUCAACAGCUCCCUCACGCCCCCCCCCCCAAACGUAUACCCACGCGUCGCCCGAUCGCGCCGUGCGCCCCCGCUCUCCCGUCUUCCCCAUCACUUCCUCUACGUCCGCUGCUAUUGGUUCCGCUCUGUUUGCUGCGGCUUCCAGGGCGUGAGGAAACAGGCAGACGGGGCCCACGCCGCUGCUCCUCUCAUCAGGACCC
Messenger RNA from Trametes versicolor FP-101664 SS1, 2245 nucleotides. RefSeq names its product APC amino acid permease. The record is from RefSeq and is a predicted model, not a curated record. Gene Ontology annotation, biological process: transmembrane transport. Gene Ontology annotation, molecular function: transmembrane transporter activity. The coding region runs from base 371 to 2032 and encodes 553 amino acids. NCBI's taxonomy places the organism in Eukaryota, Fungi, Basidiomycota, Agaricomycetes, Polyporales, Polyporaceae. Gene Ontology annotation, cellular component: membrane. The transcript has 17 exons.